AUGGCAACUAAUGCGCAUCAUCAGCCAGAUAACCGAGAAUGGAUACAGGAUCGCAAAUUUGAGCCCAGCUCACGCUAUCGACAUGGCAUAGACCUAGACUUGAUCCAGGUCACCAACAAUGAUAAGGACUGGAUAUACGUGGCAUGCGAAAGCGCUCUGCCUUGCAGUGACUGCGAUUGCAUUACACCUUAUAUCGACGGUAUAUUCAUCGCAGUUAACGGUGCCUGCAGGGGUAAUGGCCUGGCAAAUGCCAGAGCUGCUAUUGGGGUAUUCUUUGGGCGAGGGUCUAUAUACAACCAGAGCGUCCUGUUGAACCAGUCGCAUGUAAUGAACCAGAUUGCAGAAUUGAAGGCUAGCAUCUUUGCACUUAAGCAAGCAAAAGACAUUAUAUAA
Fusarium fujikuroi IMI 58289 is the source of this 393-nucleotide messenger RNA. RefSeq lists its product as uncharacterized. Gene Ontology annotation, molecular function: nucleic acid binding. The record is from RefSeq and is a predicted model, not a curated record. The transcript has a single exon. The coding region runs from base 1 to 393 and encodes 130 amino acids. Lineage: Eukaryota; Fungi; Ascomycota; Sordariomycetes; Hypocreales; Nectriaceae.